GAUCAAGUUACGAGCAACCACCUUGCUGGUCGGGUAUUAAAAUUUUUCUUCAAGCGGGUGCAACAAAAGAUUUCAUUUCUGGAAAUAAAAAGUUUUAAUUAAAAUCUUACAAAAUAUUUAAAAAUGAUCGUGAUAUUUGCUUUCGCAUUGGGCCUUGCUUCUUUAGGGCUCGUCAAAGCCGAUGUGAGUCAUCUUAGACAGAACCCAUUCCAACAGCAGUCUAGAUCAACCUUUGCAUCAUUCGGUAGCGGACAGUUUGCACCAAACUCCUUUAAUUCACACAAUGAUGCAACAAACUCAAGACAAGCCCAUAAUGCUGGUAACGAUCAGAAUCUUCAAUCUCGCUAUUGGUGGAUGAACACAGAAAUGCCAUUUUCACAACCACACAACACUGAACAGAUUUAUUAUUCUGCUGCGGGAUGUAAUGGGUGUGCAAGCCGCUCAUUGAACACUUUACACAAUUCACAACACUCCACACAAUCAGAUGCAUACAAUCAGAAUCCAUUUAUUAUUAAUGUCAUAGACGACUCACCACCUACGCAAUUCAAUUCUAUUUCAGGAUCACCAAGAGAAUUCAACAAUUUUCAUUCAUCACAGCCUUUUGAAUCGGGAAGAAUUCGACAGUCAUCUGACUGUGUAGACACUAACUCUGCUUGUGUUGCGUCUAAAUUCUGCAUAAAUGGUUUCAUCGAUCAAUCAGCUGAACAAAAAGCUCGUGGCUCGUCUAGAAAAUGUUAUUCACCAGAGGUUUGUUGUCGAUUCGCUCAUCGCAAACGUUCACCAUUCAACCAAGACAAUGCCGUGUCAGAAGCACAAUCAACUUCCGAAGUUUUAACGAAAGAGGGAUACGUUGUAAGAAAACCAACAAAUCAAUAUUUGCCAAGUUUCCAACCAUCGCCAUCGAAUGGCUUACCAACAGUUGUUAGACCUCGACCUCCUGCUCCUAGACCGCAAUACACGCCAGCACCUCCUGCUCCUAGACCACAAUACACGCCAGCACCUCCUGCUCCCAGACCGCAAUACACGCGACCACCGCCACAACCCAGACCACAAUACACACCAGUACCUCAACAACCUCGCCCUCUUCCCCCAAGACCACCAACUCCUUAUAUUCCACCACAACAGCCAAGACCAGUUCCCCAAAGACCAUAUCAACCGCAACCAAGCAUUAGCAGACCUGUUCAAUAUGACCCAGCCCCAGUCGUGAUUCCAGUUGGUUGUUCUGCUGCGAUGAAUUGUACAAGCAUUCAAUAUUGCACAGCAUCUGGUGUCAUCUCAAAAACGCCAGUCAGUCUCUCGCCUCAACAGGAAGCUUUCCGUGUUCCAUUAACGGACUGUCGAAAUCCAUCAACAAACGAGGUUGGAAAGUGUUGUCGUGAUCCAGAUUACGUCGAUCCAUGGCCAGUCGGCCGUACUGGACAGUAUGUACCUGAAGAAAUCAACAGUGUUUUCAAUAGUGGCGCUUACAAGCCCGAACCAAGCGGCCCACUUUCAGUUCGUGUCAAACCAGACGGUUACGUCAUUCCAAAACCUUCAAACACUCAACGAUUGUACUUGCCACCAAAUUCCAACCGAAUUUAAUUUAAUUUUUUUUUCUUUUACUUUACACUUACCAUCGUCACUUCAUUUCAUCGUUUUGAAGAAUGUCCAACCCAUUAAAAUCAUUGCAAAAGUUUUCGCGUAGUGUGAGAAGAGAGAAUAAAACUUUUCAUCACAUUUCAACGCAUCUAGUUGUGUAGAUGGUCAGCUGUGAUAUUUUGAAUCAUUUUUAAUUGUGCAUUCUACCUGACAUCAUGAGAAAAAUGACUUUGCGUUGAUUUUUCUUUCUUCUCAUGCCGCGAAUCGUGUCACUCACGACUUUCACCAAACAUUGUUUUUCUAUCUGCCGUUCAUAAGUAUAAAUAUUUCUUAAAAUAUGUUUAAGACACAAAAUGUAUUUGAUUUUUUGUUUAUGAAAUGUUUUGAUCAUGUCAUGUCGAAAUAUUUCUUUUUUCAUAUCUUUGUAAAUUUUGUUUAAAAAGAAAAAGAAGAAAAUUCAGCAUUAUUUUUGAUGGAAAAAUAAAUAUUUCAGCAUCCAAAAUAUUUACAAUGAAAGCUUACAAUAAAACAUUCAC
Molecule: messenger RNA, 2114 nt
Organism: Clunio marinus
Lineage: Eukaryota; Metazoa; Arthropoda; Insecta; Diptera; Chironomidae
Source: the annotation of a GenBank genome assembly